ACUUGGCCGGUUCCGCAUUUCGAGGCUGCGAGGCGGGGGAGGCAGCGAGGCCGGCGCCGCCGUGUGCCCGGGACUGCAGCCGCCGCGGCCCUGCCUGCGCUGCCCGCGAGUGAGGAGCGGCGGGCCCCGCGUCGCCGCCGGACGCGCCUCCGAGUCCUGAGCAGGGCGGGGGCCGGCGGCCCUCCGUCCCCUCCACCGACCGAAGAUGAGCUUCCUCUUCAGCAGCCGUUCUUCUAAAACAUUCAAACCAAAGAAGAAUAUUCCAGAAGGGUCCCAUCAGUAUGAGCUCCUGAAGCAUGCGGAAGCGACUCUAGGAAGUGGGAAUCUGAGACAAGCCGUUAUGUUGCCAGAGGGAGAGGACCUCAAUGAGUGGAUUGCUGUUAACACUGUGGACUUCUUCAACCAGAUCAACAUGUUAUAUGGAACUAUUACGGAAUUCUGCACUGAAGCAAGCUGUCCAGUCAUGUCUGCUGGGCCAAGAUAUGAAUAUCACUGGGCAGAUGGUACUAAUAUUAAAAAGCCAAUCAAAUGUUCUGCACCAAAGUACAUUGACUAUUUGAUGACUUGGGUUCAGGAUCAGCUUGAUGAUGAAACACUUUUUCCUUCUAAGAUUGGUGUCCCAUUUCCCAAAAAUUUUAUGUCUGUGGCAAAGACCAUCCUGAAGCGCCUGUUCAGGGUUUACGCUCAUAUUUAUCACCAGCACUUUGAUUCCGUGAUGCAGCUCCAAGAGGAGGCCCAUCUCAACACCUCCUUCAAGCACUUUAUUUUCUUUGUUCAGGAGUUUAACCUGAUUGAUAGGCGUGAGUUGGCACCUCUUCAGGAAUUAAUUGAGAAGCUUGGAUCAAAAGACAGAUAAAUGGUUCUUACAAACCACAACUACCUUCUUGCUUCAUCUACUGCUAGAGCUGUCUCCAUGCUAUCUGUUAUAGACUAGUGAUACAAACUUUGAGAGAACAGUAUAAAAAGUUUCUUGUUAUCUGUAUGUCUACAGAUAAAAUUGUCCCAAAGGCAGGUUUGCCUUACAGCUUCAGAGUGCUACCCUAAGGACACAGCGAAAUCUGAGGUACCUUCUGAUGACCUUUAUGUUCCUGUCGCAGAGUCAUAUUUGGUUGUAAUUUGUGGUGACUGACCUGUAGUUUAUUGGUUUACUUACUACUUCAUUCAGGAAAAUGAUUGAGUCUUAUUUCAGGUGAUAGCAUAGUAGAUACCAGUAAUUUAUUAGUAAGUUCCCAAAACAAAUUUUAUAAUAGCACAAUCAGAUUGAUUUUAACAUGCUUUUAGUUUUUUUAAUAGAUAUUUUUUAAGUUUUUUUUUUUUUUAAGAUCUAGAACAUUUGCAUCACUUUCAAUAAUCCUUUAGUUUUAAGUCUGUACUAGUAUUUUUGUAGAUAAGGCUAUAUAUGUAUAUUUCAAAAUCCAUGAUUAUGGUUUAAAUCAUCAUAUGGCAAAUAUGAAAUGAGAGUAAUCAGAAUUAUUUUAAAGUGACUUUAUUUUUAAUUUUUUAUUUGGGAUUUUAUUCAUAUCUCUGUAAAUUAUUAGUAGUGUGUUUCAAUUUUUUACUGCUUCUAAUGGUAGCCCUGGAGGUUUUAUUUUGAAAUGUUUCGCUCAGAUUAAUGUGUAGCUUUUGUCUGAGAAAAAGAACUUCCAGAAAAUUAUGGCAAGCUUAGAUGUCUCAAAGCUAUUAUUUUCAUUCACAUUUUUUAGAAACCUUGUAAUGCUAGGUAAGAGAAUAGACAUACUCAGUGCUUGAUGGCCUCGUUUCCUUUUUUUUCUUUAUUCUUUGUUUUUAUUGUGACAGCUAAGAAUAAUGGAGAAAUGCACGAACUUUAUCCCAAUAUGAUUUAAGGAAAGCCACAAUGAAAAACUUUGAAAAUGUGCACAUUUUAUAAGAGCUAGUGUGCAGCUUUGUGUGUGUGUGUGUGUGUGUGUGUGUAAGAGAGAAAUCUAAAGGAAACAAAAUGGGAGGAAUAGCUAAAAGAAAAAUCACAUUGAGUCUUGUUGUUAGUGUUCACAGGUGGAUUGAGCCUCCAUGGGGAGUUUAUUUAGGUUCAAUGGCUUUUGAACUCAAAAUUCUUAAUUUCUAUUGGAUAAAAGAAUCUUCCCCUUUAGUGAAGAAAACCUUUCUUUCCCGUUGGUCCCCAGGAUUUAGUCACCUGUAGCUGACCACUUAAUAUAUAAUGGGGAGUAGGGAGAAUGCUAGAAGGCCGCCUGGUCCACAGAGCUUCCCAGACACACACUGUGUGUCCAAGUUGUGAUUCUUACUAAAAGGUACCUCCCUUGUAUGUUUGAUAAGGGGUGGAUUUAAGUGUUUAUUAUUUACAAGAAUAUAAAGAAUUGCUUAGAAAUAUCCCUUAUAAUUGGGUUUUAAUGAAUUCUGAAAUACAUACAGAAUUUUUUCAUUCAUCUGAUUAAGCUGGAGCCAUACAGUAUUUGAGGAGUUAAAAUAGUAGGGUAGUCACUUAGGGAUAAAAAGAGCAAAACCCCCGUGAAGCAUUGAGGCUUACUGGCAGCCCAAGAGCUCAGCCAGUCAGUUGGUGCUCACCACUGGCAGCCAUGGAAGCGGGUGUCUAGGAUGCAGCUGCUGGCGACUGUAAACUGUGGCUUGAGUUUGCUUAUGUCUGCAAGGAAUGUGUGACGGUGUUUCUCACCUGGAGUUGUGCUUUCAUUUCUGUGUCCUCAAACAAAAGCGUUCUCACUUUUCUCCAUUUUACUUUCAGUGAUAGCUAUCCUCCCACUGGUCUUGACUAGCCCCAAAGAGCCCAAGUUGGUCCUCCUCGUUCUGGGAGAGUAACAAAGAUGGCUUAUUAAUGAGACAGAAGUCAAAACUUCGUGGUAAUUGGAGAUUCAGGAUAUCCUUUUUUCCCCUAGUAGAAGCAUUUCAGAUUCCUAAAGCCAGUGUGGCGUAACCAGCAGCGCAACUGUUACUGUUUACAUUAUUUGUUUACUUCCAA
Messenger RNA from Ochotona princeps (American pika), 2950 nucleotides. It is a transcript of the gene MOB1A, whose product is annotated as MOB kinase activator 1A. Bases 206 to 856 code for a protein of 216 amino acids. The record is from RefSeq and is a predicted model, not a curated record. The transcript has 6 exons. NCBI's taxonomy places the organism in Eukaryota, Metazoa, Chordata, Mammalia, Lagomorpha, Ochotonidae. Gene Ontology annotation, cellular component: cytoplasm; nucleus. Gene Ontology annotation, molecular function: protein kinase activator activity. Gene Ontology annotation, biological process: positive regulation of protein phosphorylation; hippo signaling.